AUGCAGAAACUCGAAGAGAGAGUGCAGUCUGCCAAGUCACGACUGCCCGCGCCUUCAGAUACCUCGUCUCGUGGCUCCCCUCGUUCUGGGUCUGUUGUGGGAGAUAGUCCAGUUGCAUCAACCAUCACAGUCCGAAGAAACUCUCGCAAGCGACUGAGUGGUAGCAGUUAUGGGUCAUCGAUACGAGAUAGUGAAGGAACCCCCUCAUACGUUCCCCAAAGCCGUCAGUCGUUCGGAGCACGUACUGGGGACAGUCGCCCCAGCAGUCGUACCAGCUUCUCUAGUCGCAGUUCAUUCAGCCAAAGCGUGCAUUCGGGUGUGCCUGUCCGACCGGAAAGCCGACAGAGUCGAAACGGUGCCAAAACACCGAUGGGUCAUUACUCAACUAAUCCUACCACCGAAAGUCGACGACCGCGCUCCUCCUUGAGCAACCACAAUGGGCAGACUAUUGGGGUUGGUAGCAUGUCAAACAUUGAGGAAGACCGAGACCCCUCUACUCCCACCUCUUGUAUCCCACAGGAGCUCCGACGGCCAUCGGUCUCGGCUACUCCGACCCUGAAGAAACGCACAACUAGUGGUAUUUCGGCCAUCCCCACCCCACGAAGCUUUAAAAGCAGUAUCGGGCCGGGACCCAUGCCACCGCCCGAUCGGAAGCAACUGAACGAUCUGGGGGAGACCUUCUAG
This is a messenger RNA of Penicillium malachiteum, 684 nucleotides long. RefSeq lists its product as uncharacterized. The transcript has a single exon. The record is from RefSeq and is a predicted model, not a curated record. The coding region runs from base 1 to 684 and encodes 227 amino acids. Lineage: Eukaryota; Fungi; Ascomycota; Eurotiomycetes; Eurotiales; Aspergillaceae.